CUUUCCACUCGCCCGGCGGUUUGCCGAACUACUUUUCCCAGGAGGCGUCGCGGCCGCGCCGCGCCACAUCCGGUUGCGAAGAUGGCGGCUUUCUAGCGAGUCGGAAACCCAGUCGGAGGGAGGCUUAGGCUACGCUAAUUCCUUGGGUUGUGAGGACCGCAAGGCGCUCAGAGACCAUCCCUGGCAGCCCGCACCCAUUGCCCAGUUUGCCACUCAGGAGUCAUGGAGGUGGUAGAGCCCAGCAGUCCCACUGAAGAAGAAGAGGAGGAGGAGGAGGAGGAGGAGGAGCAGUCAGUGGAGCCAAGACCCCGCACACGCUCCAAUCCUGAGGGGGCUGAGGACCGGGCACUGGGAGCCCAGGCCAGUGUGGGCAGCCGCAGUGAGGGUGAGGGUGAGGCGGCCAGUGCUGAUGAUGGGACCCCCAACUCUCUGGGAGCUGGCCCCAAGCCCUGGCAGGUGCCCCCACCAGCCCCUGAGGUCCAGGUGCGGACGCCAAGGGUCAACUGUCCAGAGAAGGUGAUCAUCUGUCUGGACCUGUCGGAGGAAAUGUCACUGCCAAAAUUGGAGUCAUUCAAUGGCUCCAAAACCAAUGCUCUCAAUGUCUCCCAGAAGAUGAUUGAGAUGUUUGUGCGGACAAAACACAAGAUUGACAAAAGCCAUGAGUUUGCACUGGUGGUUGUGAAUGACGACACUGCUUGGCUGUCUGGCCUGACCUCUGACCCCCGUGAGCUCUGCAGCUGCCUCUAUGACCUGGAGACAGCCUCCUGCUCCAACUUCAAUAUGGAAGGUCUCUUCAACCUCAUCCAACAGAAGACUGAGCUGCCAAUCACGGAAAACGUGCAGACGAUCCCACCCCCAUAUGUGGUCCGUACCAUCCUUGUCUACAGCCGCCCACCCUGCCAGCCCCAGUUCUCCCUGACUGAGCCCAUGAAGAAAAUGUUCCAGUGUCCAUAUUUCUUCUUCGACAUUGUUUAUAUUCACAAUGGUGCCGAUGAAAAGGAGGAAGAGAUGAGCUGGAAGGACAUGUUUGCCUUCAUGGGCAGCCUGGAUACCAAGGGCACCAGCUACAAGUAUGAGGUGGCACUGGCUGGGCCAGCCCUCGAGCUGCACAACUGUAUGGCUAAGCUGCUGGCUCACCCAUUACAACGGCCCUGCCAGAGCCAUGCCUCCUACAGCCUGUUGGAGGAGGAGGAUGAAGCCACUGAGGUUGAGGCCACUGUCUGAACCAUCCCUGUGCAUCCAACCUUGUAAACCCUUGGCUUACGAGUGCUGGGGUUUUUGUUUGUUUUUAAAUAUGUUUUUAUUAAUUUUUAGAGAGAGAGGGAGAGAUAGAAACAUCUAAGUGAGAGAUACAUCAA
Molossus molossus (Pallas's mastiff bat) is the source of this 1358-nucleotide messenger RNA. RefSeq names its product BRISC and BRCA1 A complex member 1 (gene BABAM1). Gene Ontology annotation, cellular component: BRISC complex; nuclear body; BRCA1-A complex. The transcript is spliced from 10 exons. NCBI's taxonomy places the organism in Eukaryota, Metazoa, Chordata, Mammalia, Chiroptera, Molossidae. The coding region runs from base 223 to 1224 and encodes 333 amino acids. Gene Ontology annotation, biological process: mitotic G2 DNA damage checkpoint signaling; protein K63-linked deubiquitination; double-strand break repair. The record is from RefSeq and is a predicted model, not a curated record.